Messenger RNA from Ostrinia nubilalis (European corn borer), 6399 nucleotides. Its product is annotated as RUS family member 1. The transcript has 9 exons. NCBI's taxonomy places the organism in Eukaryota, Metazoa, Arthropoda, Insecta, Lepidoptera, Crambidae. The record is from RefSeq and is a predicted model, not a curated record. Bases 239 to 1975 code for a protein of 578 amino acids.
CCUCUGUCUGUGGUUGUCUUGUCUGUCAGCUGUUGUUGACAUUUUUUUACAAUAGUGAUUGUUGUUCAUCACAAGCAAAAAAUUUAAUUUAAUCUUACCAAACCUAACUGGUCUUAUUUUUUAAGUAGAUAAUUAUAUACAGUAUGGAAAUGCUUUUGUUGUGAUAGUUUAUUGUAACGAAUCAUUCAGUGAAAAGAAUAAAAUAAGUUGUUCGUAACUUCAGUGUUCAGUACCUACAAUGUUUACAAUUCAUGAAGGCGAAAUUGUUGUUAAAGAAAAAUAUGGUUCAAGUCCUAACGUUAGGUAUUAUGUUAAACCUCCAGGUAAGACACUUUCAUGUUUCACAGGAAAUAUCGAACAAAGUAACAUAGUUGUAUUAGAUGAACAGAAGUUAAGCGAUGUUGCUGGCUGGUUCACCAAAAUUUUUUUACCACAAGGUUACCCGGAUAGUGUGAGCAAAGAUUAUAUAGCUUACCAGGUUUGGGAUACUGCACAAGCUUUUUGUAGUACUAUAACAGGCACUUUGGCCACACAGGAAGUAUUACGGGGUGUGGGAGUGGGAGACACGGCUGCGACUCCCCUGGCUGCCACUGUCACUUGGGUUAUUAAAGAUGGGUGUGGUCAUCUUGGUAAAAUAUUCUUUGCUUUCAGUCAUGGUACCUACUUGGAUGCCUACAGUAAGAAAUGGAGGUUAUAUGCUGAUACUCUCAAUGAUGCUGCAAUGUGUAUUGAAAUUGCUCUACCAUUAUUUAAAAACUAUACAACAUUCGCAUUAUGUGUGAGCACAGUAAUGAAGGCGAUUGUGGGAGUGGCAGGAGGAGCCACCAGAGCUGCCAUGACCCAGCAUCAUGCUAUAAGAGGCAAUAUGGCUGAUGUAUCUGCUAAAGACUCUGCUCAAGAAACUGCAGUAAACCUGGUAGCAUCUUUUGCAGCAUUGCUGAUCAUAACCGUUUUUGGGAACUCUCUUGUAAUAUUUCUAUUAAUGAUGGUACUACACAUAAUUUUCAACUACUUUGCUGUACGUGCUGUGUGUUUAAGAACACUAAAUGAGCCAAGAUUUCUACAAGUAGUUGAUACUUAUCUGAGGCAAGAAGUUUUACCUACACCAUGUGAAAUCAAUCGUAAAGAGCCCAUCAUAUUUUAUCAUUUGGGACCAAAUUUACUAGAUUUAAAGCUUUGUGGUUUUCAAAUACGGGUGGGAUGUUCUAUAAAGAAAUUCAUUAGUCAGCGACCCAAAGCUUCGUACAUGAUGAGUAUCAAGGAAGUUUAUAGCGAACGAAUGUAUGUACUGGUCCCGUGUAUCAACAAAAGAAAAAUGUAUGUACUUAUCAAGGAUGAUGCUACAACUGAUGACAUUUUAUGUGCAUACUUCCAUGCUGUUUUACUAUCUAUUAUCGUCUGUGCUAUAAACGAUUUCCCGUUGUCAAUGUACCACAGUAAUGGCGACUCACGUCCGUUUGCCCAAGUGUGCCAAACCUUGCAAUCUGCGGAAUGGAGCCGGGAGCCAACAGAGACUCCGGAUACAUUGAGUGGUUUUCUCUACGAGCCAACUCACGAGCUUAUAGGAUAUGUGGAUAAAAUUGUACAAACGGAAUGGCGCAGAGUCCGAGCUGGCUUAAUAACUACUGGUUGGGAUCUAAGUAAACAUCUUAUAAUGGUGGAUGAGUGGAGAGUGUGCAGCAAGAAAAUAGUGACUGAAUCGAUACCAAUGGAGAAACCAGCUGUGGGUUCACUUAUGGAAUUCGCUAAAAUCAUACCAUUUGGCGAUGUGCUCAAUGAUUUUGAUACCUGUGAGAAAGAAGACAAAGAUGCAUUUACUAUAGAACCAGAGACAUCUAUGUUGAAGCUAGCUCAAGCAUCGAAGUUGUCGGUGAAACCAAAGCUGGAGACUGUGGACGACGAAGAUGCGGAAGGUAAUGUUACCACUUCUGCAACCAAUACACAAACCAGCAGCGCUCAUCUCAAAGAAGACUGACGAUGACGAUGUCACAAAGUAUACAAGAUGAAUUUUACAAGACAGUGUGCAUGCAUGAAUUAUGAAAUUAACGAAAUAUACUUACCUACUAAGUCUUGGGGAUUGAUGGUUAGUUUUUCAAAAAAUGAUUCGUAAGCAAACCCGGAAAUCUGAUCCUUUAUUUUUUUAAGUUUGAUAAAACUUAUGUUCUUUUAUCAAGAUCGAACCGCGUUUGGUUAUUUCCUCAGAUCAUAGAUAUUUCAGUCCAAUUUGAUCAUCCAUGCACACUAAAAAUUCGCCUGUACUUUUGUACGUGCUCAUAAAAUUAUUUUAAUUAAGAAAAUUACUUUUCUUAGAAAGUAGCGUUAGUCGUCACUAGUAAAGCUAGUUGUUUAAUAAAUGAAUGUGUUAUUGAAAUGAUUAAUUAUGUAAGUAACUUGGUUGUAAUUUAGCAAUAAUCGUAUUCUAAGUAAAGUGAGUCAUGUGGUGUUUCUUGCGGGCGGAUAUAGCUCGCCUUACGAUAUCUCCCUGUUGGUGGUCAACUCGGUGCACUCGUGCAGGAGGCCGCAACAGCAGUUGCAGCAGCGAACGUCUAUGUGACUUCAUGCCCUCCACUUUGCCCUGCACCAUAAGGUGUACAGUGUACACGUUAUCCGAAGAAAUUGGGAAUACGAGCUUGCUCUAAUUUAAAUUGUAACGUACAUAAUAUUAAUGGCGUUGUUAAGAAAAACAAAAAUUACUACUUAAAAGUACAAUCAUUUAUCCUGCCUCAGUGCAAUGUCCAAAUCAACAUUAUUUUAUCGUAAUUCACUGAAUACGAGUAAAUCGAAAACUAAUACAUUCCAUUUUAAUGCCGCUAAGUUAAGCUGUGGUAGUACAAAUUUAAUUAUUGAUAUUAUAAAAUAUGAACCCUAAUAAACGAAUAUUAAGACAACGAAGUAAACUUUUUAUUAGUAAGUAAAAGUAAAUUCGGGUGUUUUCACUUAUUGUACAACAGUUUUUAGACCAGCAACGACCUGAUUUAUGUUGCACUAAGUAGGUACAUGUAGAAAUACAUUAUCUAGCCAGAUUAUAAUAAUAUCAGUUAACCCCGAAUGAGUCCAAAAUGAACUACUACUACUUAUCUUUAAUGAUAAAACGUUAUGUUGUGAUAAAAAUAAAAUGAUAAUAUGAAGUAAGUUAAAGGUAACGUAGCUCCAAUAGCUGUAUGCAAUUCCACGCUAGGAAUUUUACUACUUGUGAAGAUAUUUCCAUAUACUUAGCAAUAAGAAACGAGCAAUAUAAACUUGUUCAUUUAGCAUAAAUAUUUAAUUAUAAUUAUUAAGAUUGGUUUGUCUUAAAUAUAUUGGUAGUUUUAAUAGAAUAAAACUUAUUAUCUAUAUAUACAGGGUGACUUUUGUAUCAGUAUCCAAAUUUUAAUAUAAUAAUCUAUGAAGCGAAAGACAAAACACGUAUUUUUUAUUUUUGUAUCGUCCAGUACAAAAAUGUCAAAAUAAAGCACCCAGAAACAGUCUGAAAAAACACUUACACCGUGGUCACGGCUCACUCGCUUACGCACGCACACACGUACGCGCCUGCCCGCGCCGCAUUUCAUUCAUUGCGAUACGAUUUAUAAGUUGUCGAUUUUCCCUUCAUACUUUCACGGGCUUAGGACCGUCAAAAUGCAAAAGAUUUCAAAGUGGUAAUUAGUUUUAAUUAAACAGACUUACUAAUUUAUAGUAGAAAAAUUAAAUACCUACGACAAUAAUUACGCUAUCAAAAAGAAAAUAAAAUCACCGAGAGCGGUAACACUACUUUUCUUGUGUACCUAUUCGGGGGUAUUUAUCGUUAUUUUCAUGUGCAAUAAUUGAGAUUGCUUACCAAACCUACCUAACCUAACAACAAACUAACAAAUUAUGAGUAGUUAUUUUAAUAAUUGCCCAAAGUGCAUACCAUUUUUCUCCAGACAGACUUGCACGCUUUUGUACAUUGUCUUUGAGUUUAUUUAAAACUACAGUGUCAUUUCGCACUUCGCGUCUCGUGUAGGUACUUACCUACUUGCUCGCGGAUCUCGCUUCAGUUUGCCGCUAAAAUCGUUCACCGGUUUGGCACUGUUGGGUUUAGUCCUUGGUUACGAAGUCGAGGUAUUCCUCUGGGCCCGGUUCAAACUCUCUCCACUUAAAAUGUAGCACCGAAUCAUUUCAUAACACUCGCGCUGCGAAUACAUCGUUACGUUGACCGCACGACGGAACGAUCGGCGCGCGCAGUGAUACGCGCGUCUCGUAAUGGGUUGCGCGGGCGACUGAUUGAAGCGCCGCGCGGCCAGGCCGGCCGGUCGAGCGUUGCCACACGUUGCCAGCUCUCCGCUCGACCAGCUCUCCCGCAAAAUGUUUACGCGCUAAGCGCGGUAACCACACUACGUGAUUAAUUGGUUAGGAAAAAAAUAGUUGAUGUUAAAAUUUGACCUACCUAUUUUUUAUUAAAAAUGUCAUCUAUAAACGAUACCUAAUGUCAGGAAAAAAUUUGGAUACUGAUACAAAAGUCACCCUGUAUAAAAAUGAAACCCGUUUUCCGUUGUCACGACAUAACAUGAAAACGGCGUGACCGAUUUGGCUGAUUUAUUUUUUGUAGUUUUCUAAUACUCUGUACAAGGUUUUUACGGAAAAAAAUAUAAAGAAAAUCUCUACGCUAAGGCGGUACGAAGUUCGCCGGGUCAGCUAGUUCAGAAUAUAAAGGACAGGUUGGCACAAUAGCGUUACAGUUAACUGUUACAAAAACCAUUUAUCACUACCGUAUAUUUUUAGGGUUUCUUUUUCACUCGUUAUUCCAGAUUAAACUCCCAUCGGUUGCCAGUUUGUAAGUUAUUUUCAAGCCCUACCAAAUACUGUCACGUCAUAUUAUUAGAUAGAAUUUUCUGUAAGGUUAUUAUAGGUAUUUUAAGGGUAUACCUAUAACUAGUUUUCAAAUAAACCUAAUGUAAUUUAACAGAGUAACUAUGUAUUUAAUAAUGUAUUGUUUAAGUUUCUUUGCCAACUUGUCCAUAACAUCCUGUAUUUAUUUUUAAUAUCGCAAUAAUAUAUAUGUUACAGGAAAUGUAUGAAAUCCGUCAUUGUACACAAUUCCUAGGAAUUGUGUAUUAUUCCUAAAAUCACCCGGAAAUGUGUGAUGUAAACUAUAUUAGACACAUUUCCUAAACAGCAAUCGGAAAUGUAAUUUAAGAUUUCAAUGAAUACGCGUGGACAUGCGGUGCGAGGGAAGGGUAUUGCAUCAUCCGAUUACGCGGGGUGUCUAUCGAAUCGCCAAAUUUUUUGUACGCCUAAAUUGUCUAUGGCACACAAAUUUUAAGCCUAAAAUUUUUUUACACAAAAUUAUUUUUAUUAUUUUUUUCUUCGAAACUUAAAAGAGCGCUCGGCGGCCGCUUCCGCGGCAGCUGUGUAUUUGUAAGGUCGCAAGUCUAACCUAACCUAACCGAGACUUAGUUAUCCAGCUACAGGAGUAUUGAACCUUUAUGCCAAUAAUAGUUUAAUAACAGAGAUGUUAAAAUUAGGGAUUUCCGUAAUAUGCGUGAUGCCGAAAGAAAGGUAUGCCAAUAAAUUUUAGGCAAAUAUUUUUUUCGCCCAAAGUAUAAUAGUGCGAAAACAACAAAAUAAUUGUGAGUUAAAAGUACCUAUCGGCCAAUGUGGCACCCGAUCACGCUACAACGCUAGCGCCGCUUAGUUUUAUACAUUUCCUAAUACAAUAUUGGAAUUCUAUAAAAUUCCUAGGAAAAGUAUACAUUUCCUAGGAUAUGUGCGUAUUAAAAAAUCUCUGAAGCAAUAUUUUAUACAUUUCCUAAAUAGCUUCGGAAUUGUAUACAUUUCCUAGGAAUAGUAUACAAUUCCUAGAAUUCAUACAUUUCCUGUAACAUAUACACCACUAAAUUUUAAUCACCGAAAAAAAAAAUUCUGGGUAAUGAGUUAUUGAUACUGAUCCCAUUUGUGCAAAAAAAAGAGAAAAAUAAAGUGACUCAAAAUAUCCUCCUAAAAUUGGUAAUUUAUUGACACACGCGUCGCUAGCACUAUUUAAGUACGAUAAUGUAAUACUUAUUAGAAUUAAAACUGGUCUAAGUUAGCUAAGUAUGUAAUAAUAACACUGGAAGCGUGGUCGAGGCGUGAGCGAGACAGACAGAUCGAUGCAACGUGCGAGCGUGUACGACUACUCUAGCGAGCAGCGGAGUGACCCAGCUGUGACGCGUAAAAUACGGACUAAUGAAAAUUUAAUAAAAAAAUUAACUUCAUGAAAACCAUUUCUUUUUCUUUUGCUUUCAAUAUUCCACACGUUUCUACAUAACCUGUUAAAAUUUUUUCGGUGAUAAAAAUUUAGUGGUGUAUAUUUUCACAGUACAUAGAUGCAUAUAUUUUUUGUUAAUACAUAACUAAAUACCUAUAGCUAAUGUUUGAUUUCAAAUAAAAAUAUUUUAAAUGAAG